AUUUUAAUAAAAACAACAAUGAAAAAAAGAGACAAAUUCUUUGUACUCGCUUACUUCUUAAAUAUUCUUAAUGGAAUUUUCUUGCUAUUAGGUCUUAUGCUUGUAGCAUUUGGUCACUGGAUUUUGCUUGAUGGAAACAAAUUUGUCACAUUUUUAUUAUCUACAGGUGAAAAUUCUUUGAGGGAUUCAAUUUCUAAUAUGCUACUUGCCACUGGAUCCAUCAUUGUCUUCAUUGGUCUCUUGGGAUACCUAGGAAGCAUUAGAAGGAUCAGAUGUUUAGUCACUGUGUAUAUGGUUCUUGUUUUCCUUGUCUUUGUGGCCCAAGUUGGAAUGCUCAUACAUCUCUAUAUAGGAACAGGAAUGGUUAACAAACGGUGGAAAGUUCAAAUGGAUGAACUUAUUUCUACCUAUGGGAAUACAAAACGGCCUGAAAAGGAACCUCAGUGGAAUAUUCUGAACAGCAUUCAGCGUAUGCUACAAUGCUGCGGGAGAUACAAUUUCACAGACUGGAAAGGGAAUGAACACAAAGAACAUGCAAAUCAGGUGCCAUGUUCUUGCACAACCUCCAACUCAAAGGAUUGGUUUUGUGAUACACUGAAAAAUGGCACGUACACUAAGGGUUGUGAGGAAGAUAUUGAGGCAUGGUAUGAAGAAACUAUUUGGAUUUUAUUUGGGAUUCAUUUUGGACUGCUAGCUGUAGAAGCUCUUCAGUUCAUAGUCUCCGCCUGGCUAUGUGGCACAAUGAGGAAGAAUGUGGUUCUGCCUACAAAGUAGCAAAAUAUUUGU
Molecule: messenger RNA, 786 nt
Organism: Euleptes europaea (tarantolino)
Lineage: Eukaryota; Metazoa; Chordata; Lepidosauria; Squamata; Sphaerodactylidae
Gene: TSPAN19
Product: tetraspanin 19
Exons: 8
Coding region: 19-774 (251 amino acids)
Cellular component (GO): membrane
Source: RefSeq, a predicted model, not a curated record